GUUUCACCUAUUAGUAAUCUAUUCUACUUUAAUCUGCUUCGUAAUUCAUAUCCGACAUAAGCAUGAAAAUAAAAUUCUGCGUGCUUCCGAUAUGCCUGUGGAAUGUUUUACUGGUGUCGACCUCAUCAUCCGAGGUCGUGAAACGCUCAUCUGAGAAUUUUGACUCAGGGUUCAAGAGAAAUUUGGAUGGUCCUACAGAUCAUUAUCACUCUCAUCGUUAUCAUUUGCAUUAUCAUCGUCGUCCUCAUUCAGGUCCUAAUGCAAUGUUUCCACCGUCUCCUCCAUUUCAUCAGUUUCACCCAAGACCAAACAACCGUAAUACACCUCCAAAAAAAGAAGUUCAUCCGUGGAGAAUACCAGAAUUUGAACCUCCUGAGGAUUAUCACCAUCCCGAAAAAUCUUUUGGGGAACCAACAUGGGAACAAAAUCCUUCCGAUACGUGGCCUUCGUCAACAGACUCCUCACCUGCAACAAACGGGUAUACUGACUUUGAUAUGGAAACUAAAGAAAGUCAGGAUGAAGAACUUUUACCAGACUGCCAUUGUAAAUUUCAAAAUGUUGGAAGCAGAACAAUUGUCACUGUAUCUGUUAAAACGAUGUCGACGCCGUCAACUGCGACUUCAACCUCUACCACAACCUCAACUACUAUGUCUACAAGUUCCACAAGCUCAACCACAGAAUUUGACUGGAAUAAGUACGUCGAGAAAGAACUAAGUGAAGACUUCAGUAAGAACAAUUCUGCAGGCAUUGGACUUAUUGAUGUCCGGCAAAAAGAAGUCGAAAUGAAUUAAUUAAUCUGACUAUUAAUUAUUAUAGAUAUACCUACUAUUGUAAAUGUUUGUAAACGAUAAUGUAUCAAUGUCAUGUAAAAAUAUACAGGAAAACAAUGUCGAAAUAA
Messenger RNA from Cephus cinctus (wheat stem sawfly), 898 nucleotides. RefSeq lists its product as uncharacterized. The transcript is spliced from 2 exons. NCBI's taxonomy places the organism in Eukaryota, Metazoa, Arthropoda, Insecta, Hymenoptera, Cephidae. The record is from RefSeq and is a predicted model, not a curated record. The coding region runs from base 63 to 791 and encodes 242 amino acids.